This is a messenger RNA of Calliphora vicina (urban bluebottle blowfly), 2857 nucleotides long. It is a transcript of the gene l(2)37Cb, whose product is annotated as lethal (2) 37Cb. The record is from RefSeq and is a predicted model, not a curated record. The transcript is spliced from 7 exons. NCBI's taxonomy places the organism in Eukaryota, Metazoa, Arthropoda, Insecta, Diptera, Calliphoridae. Gene Ontology annotation, molecular function: ATP binding; RNA binding; helicase activity. Gene Ontology annotation, cellular component: intracellular anatomical structure; catalytic step 2 spliceosome. Bases 64 to 2739 code for a protein of 891 amino acids.
AUCGCUAAUGUUUUUUUAUAAAAACGUUUUAACGCUGUUGCAAGUGGAAGCUCCUUGAUAAUCAUGUCCAGAAACCGCAAACGUGAUGCGCAAAGCAGCAGCUCAGAAGAAGUUGACAGCGAAGAGGAGAGCCGUCGAAGAGAUUUAAAGGAAAGAGAUGAAUUUUCGGAAAGACUAAAGAAAAAAGAUGAAGGACGGACGCGCAAAGUACUGGAAGCGAGCUCUAGCCGAAAGGCUAUUGAAGAAGCGGCCAAAAGAUUGAAAUUGGAACACGAAGAUAGAGACAAAAUUCUGCCACAAUUACGUAUACAGUCGAGAAGAAAGUAUUUGGAAAAGAGAAAAGAUGAUAAAGUGGCCGAGUUGGAAGCGGACAUAUUGGAUGAUGAAUAUCUGUUUGAGGAGGCAGUUUUAACCAAGAAAGAACGUGAGGAAAGAGAAUACAAAAAGCAAUUGCUGACCAUAGCCAAGGAACAUGAAAAGGCCAGGGAGUUGGAACGUAUACAGCGUUAUCAUAUGCCCAGAGACUUGAAAAAAGGCGAAAAAGAGGAAUAUGUGGAGGUGGACGAAAACGAAAGACUGCCCAACUCUGAGCAAAAGAAAUGGGAGGCAGAACAAUUGGCUUCAGCCAGAUUUCAGUUUGGAGCCAAAGAUGCCAAAGCUGAGGAAGAGUACGAGCUAUUACUUGAUGAUCAAAUUGAUUUUAUACAGGCUCUAACAAUGGACGGUUCGAAAGAUAAAAGUUCUAAAGAACCAGAAUUAUCGGAAGCCGAACGUAAGCGCAUGACUAUUGAUGAAACACGUAAAUCCCUGCCAGUGUAUCCCUUUAAGGAGGACCUAAUAGCUGCCAUUAGGGAGCACCAAAUUCUCAUAAUUGAAGGUGAAACAGGUUCGGGUAAGACCACACAAAUACCACAGUUUUUGGUGGAUGCCGGCUUCACAGAAGAUAAAAAGAAAAUUGGUUGUACACAACCGCGUCGUGUGGCAGCAAUGUCUGUGGCAGCCCGUGUAGCCGAAGAAAUGGGUGUUAAAUUAGGCAAUGAAGUUGGAUACAGUAUACGUUUUGAGGAUUGCACAUCCGAGAGGACUAUCUUAAAGUAUAUGACUGAUGGUACGCUACACAGAGAAUUUCUGUCGGAACCUGAUUUGGGUUCCUACAGCGUUAUGAUUAUUGAUGAGGCUCAUGAACGUACUCUACAUACCGAUAUUUUAUUUGGCUUAGUUAAAGAUAUAGCCAGAUUUCGUCCCGAAUUGAAACUGUUGAUAUCAAGUGCUACAUUAGAUGCUGAGAAAUUUUCAAAAUUUUUCGACGAUGCACCUAUAUUUCGUAUACCAGGCAGAAGAUAUCCAGUUGAUAUAUUUUAUACUAAGGCACCAGAAGCUGAUUAUAUUGAUGCUUGUUGUGUGUCCGUUUUGCAAAUUCAUGCCACCCAGCCUUUGGGUGAUAUUUUGGUGUUUCUUACGGGUCAAGAUGAAAUUGAGACUUGUCAGGAAAUCUUACAGGAUCGUGUUAAACGUCUGGGCUCGAAAAUACGAGAACUGGUUAUAAUACCGGUCUAUGCAAACUUGCCCAGUGACAUGCAAGCGAAAAUAUUCGAACCCACACCACCCAAUGCCCGUAAAGUUAUCUUGGCCACAAAUAUUGCCGAAACUUCAUUAACAAUAGACAAUAUUAUUUAUGUUAUUGAUCCGGGAUUUGCCAAACAAAAUAAUUUCAAUUCUCGCACUGGCAUGGAGUCUUUAAUGGUGGUGCCCAUUUCAAAAGCUUCGGCCAAUCAAAGAGCUGGUCGUGCUGGACGUACAGCACCGGGGAAAUGUUUUCGUUUGUAUACCGCUUGGGCCUACAAACAUGAAUUGGAAGACAAUACUGUUCCCGAAAUACAACGUAUUAAUUUGGGAAAUGCUGUCUUAAUGCUUAAGGCUUUAGGCAUUAACGAUUUGAUACAUUUUGAUUUUCUUGAUCCACCACCUCACGAAACUUUGGUCUUGGCUUUGGAACAGCUGUAUGCUUUGGGAGCCUUAAAUCAUCAUGGGGAAUUAACGAAAUUGGGCAGACGUAUGGCUGAAUUUCCAGUAGAUCCCAUGAUGGGCAAAAUGUUGCUGGCAAGUGAAAAAUAUAAAUGUUCGGAAGAAUUGGUCACCAUAGGGGCUAUGCUGUCAGUGAACAGUUCCAUAUUCUACAGACCCAAAGACAAAAUCAUACACGCCGAUACGGCACGUAAAAAUUUCAAUCAUAUUCAUGGCGAUCACUUGUCCCUUAUGCAGGUCUACAAUCAAUGGGCCGAAACUGAUUACAGUACCCAAUGGUGUUAUGAGAAUUUCAUACAAUAUCGUUCAAUGAAACGGGCUCGAGAUGUACGCGAACAAUUGGUGGGACUAAUGCAAAGAGUUGAAAUCGAUAUGGUCUCGUGUUUGCCAGAGACCAUAAAUAUACGUAAAUCUAUAACAGCCGGUUACUUUUAUCAUGUCGCUCGUCUAUCGAAAGGUGGAAAUUACAAGACCAUUAAACACAAUCAAACCGUAAUGAUCCAUCCGAAUUCAUCACUAUUCGAGGAAUUACCACGCUGGGUGCUGUAUCAUGAGUUGGUAUUUACAACGAAGGAGUAUAUGCGACAAGUAAUAGAAAUUGAGAGCAAAUGGUUGUUGGAAGUGGCACCCCACUACUAUAAGGCUAAGGAAUUGGAAGAUUCGACAAAUAAGAAAAUGCCUAAGGGCCAGGGUAGAGCUACAAUGACUGAAUAAAGAAUUUUAUUGUGCUGUGUGUCAGUGUAUAGAAUUUACUUAUACAUAUACAUACAUAUGUAUGGAAUAUUUAUGUUUUUGUAAAUAUAUGAAUAGAUUACUUUUUUUAACAUGAUAA